CAUAUAGCACAACACGAAAGUUUCUCGAUACAAUAUGCUUGCUUUGAAAGAUUAUGGUAGUAGUGAUGAUAACAGUGAACCUGAAAAUGAGAGUGAAAUUAAAAAGAGGGAGGUUAACUGUAUUGUUGAUUCUACCAACGUUUCUGUCGUUAAUUCUAUUUCUGCAGGAAAUUUGACUGCAUCUAUAAAUAUGCAAAUUUGUUCUGCACCAGAAGUAAUACCAACGGGAACUGAGUUAUGUAUGAAUCAUGUAGAUUCAACUGUGAAAGAAAUAAUGCACAACCCUAAAUAUGAAGAACUUUUUGCGCCGGAUGUUGGUCCAGAAAAUCCAUUUAAAACGCAACAGCAACGUGCUGUAAAAAAUAUGCUUUCUGGAUAUGUAGAGAAAGCUCAUAUAAGUGAGUUUCAGUUUGAAAAUCAAAGAAGAACAUUUGCCAGUUACGGAUAUGCACUAGAUCCGACUGUAGAUGGUAGUGCAGACGAGGGUAAAACAAUUAUUGGUGCAAAAGAUGCAGCUGAAGAAUCUGGUGGUAAAACUGUAUUUGAAAAUACAACAUUAAGGGCUUCUGACAAAAGAAAACGUCACAGAAAUGAUGAUCCUGCAGAUAUUGAAGGAUUCUUGGGUCCAUGGGGUGGAUAUGUGGAUGAAAAACGAAUUAUCAAACCAACUGAGGAAGAAGCUGCGGAAUUAGAAGAAAUAUUAGCGAAAAGAAACAGAAGGGGAAAACCAACAGAGGAAAAACCGCUUGAAGAAAAAACAGUAUUACAUAUUAAAGAUAGUGUGGAUUAUCAGGGCAGAUCAUUUUUACACGCGCCACAGGAUGUUGGGGUGAAUUUGAGGUCAGAGUCACCACCUGACAGAUGUUUCUUACCAAAAGCACAAAUUCAUACUUGGGAGGGACAUACCAAAGGUAUUUCACAGAUCAGAUGGUUCCCACAUACUGCGCAUUUGUUACUUUCUAGUAGUAUGGAUUGUAGGGUGAAGUUGUGGGAAGUUUAUAAAGAAAGAAGAUGUAUCCGAACUUAUUAUGGUCAUCGUCAAGCUGUAAGAGACAUAAGCUUUGAUAAUGAUGGGAAAAGAUUUUUGUCUGCUGGAUAUGACCGUUAUGUAAAAUUGUGGGAUACAGAAACUGGUGCUUGCGUAAGUCGAUUUACAAGCAGAAAAAUUCCAUACUGUGUGAAAUUUAAUCCUGAUCCAGAUAAGCAACAUUUGUUCGUAGCAGGGACUAGUGAUAAAAAGAUUAUCUGUUGGGAUAUACGUUCCGGUGAGAUAACACAAGAAUAUGACAGACAUUUGGGAGCUGUAAACACGAUAACAUUCGUAGAUGAAAAUCGAAGAUUUGUAACGACUUCGGACGAUAAAAGUCUGAGAGUAUGGGAAUGGGAUAUACCGGUCGAUAUGAAAUACAUAGCUGAUCCUUCGAUGCAUUCUAUGCCAGCAGUUACACCCUCUCCUAAUCAAAAGUGGCUGGCGUGUCAGAGCAUGGAUAAUAAAAUUGUUAUAUUUUCUGCAUUAAACAGAUUUAAAAUGAAUCGUAAGAAAACAUUUACGGGACACAUGGUCGCUGGCUAUGCGUGCGGUUUGGAUUUUUCUCCUGACAUGAGUUACCUUGUAUCGGGAGAUGCGGAUGGAAAAUGUUAUAUAUGGGAUUGGAAAACGACAAAAUUGUAUAAAAAAUGGAAAGCACAUGAUGGUGUUUGUAUCGAUGUAUUAUGGCAUCCUCAUGAACCUUCGAGAUUAGCCACAGCUGGUUGGGAUGCAAAAAUAAAAUAUUGGGAUUAAAAGAAUUGUAGAUCGUGUUUUUACAAAAUUUAUUGUGCUUUCUGUUUAUUCUUGUAUUUGUAUUUUAUAUAACAUGUAUAAAUAGAUUUACUCUGUACAUAUAUUUUCAA
Messenger RNA from Bombus impatiens (common eastern bumble bee), 1893 nucleotides. Its product is annotated as pre-mRNA-processing factor 17. Gene Ontology annotation, biological process: mRNA splicing, via spliceosome. The transcript has 7 exons. The record is from RefSeq and is a predicted model, not a curated record. Gene Ontology annotation, molecular function: mRNA binding; protein binding. Gene Ontology annotation, cellular component: catalytic step 2 spliceosome. NCBI's taxonomy places the organism in Eukaryota, Metazoa, Arthropoda, Insecta, Hymenoptera, Apidae. The coding region runs from base 35 to 1783 and encodes 582 amino acids.